CUGACUGCUAGUGUUUGCGUUGGUUAGCUUUAGCUUAGCCUGCUAACGCUGACUGCAGGAGGAUAAAUGGAAUUUGCGCAUUUCAUUUUGGCCUAAAAUUGCAGAGGAUCAUUUCCUUUGCAUGUGCUGGUGAGCUCAACGCCUCGUUUUUUUUGGUUUGUGACAUAAGAGACAAAUCAUGACAGACUGUGGAGAUGUUUGUCCUCACUUGGACUCCAUUGGUGAGGUAACCAAGGAGGAGCUUCUGCAAAAAUCAAAGGGCACUUGUCAAUCAUGUGGGGUAGGUGGUCCCAACCUCUGGGCAUGUCUUCAGCGUGACUGUCCCUAUGUAGGCUGUGGAGAGUCGUACUCCGAUCACAGCACCACACAUGCACAGGUGAAGAAACACAAUCUGACAGUGAAUCUGACUACGUACAGGGUGUGGUGUUAUGUGUGUGAGAGAGAGGUGUUUCUGGAACAGAGGCCUGUCAGUCCAUUGGCAGUAAAUCAACGCUACAAACAUCUCGAUCAGGAUUCUCCUCCUCAGAAUCCGGCUCACCCAUUAAAAGCAGUGCCAAUUGCUGUGGCAGAUGAUGAAGGUUCGGAGUCUGAGGAAGAUGAGUUUAAGCCAAGAGGCCUCACAGGGAUGAAGAACAUUGGAAACUCAUGUUACAUGAAUGCAGCAUUGCAGGCCCUCUCCAACUGUCCUCCUUUGACGCAGUUUUUCCUGGACUGCAGUGGGCUGGUGCGUACAGAUAAGAAACCUGCAUUAUGCAAAAGCUAUCAGAAACUCAUCUCAGAGCUCUGGCAUAAAAAACGACCCAGUUAUGUUGUGCCCACUAGUCUGUUUCAUGGCAUCAAACUGGUGAAUCCUAUGUUUCGAGGUUAUGCCCAACAGGACACUCAGGAGUUCCUGCGAUGUCUGAUGGAUCAGCUGCAUGAGGAACUGAAGGAGCCUUUCAAUGACUGCAGCAAUUCCAUCACUGAUAACGAUUCAGAGAGCAACCACGACAACCAAAACCAUGCUGAUGGAGACCGUAGUCCCUCAGAGGAUGACUUCCUGUCAUGUGACUCGGGUUCGGGGAGCGAGAGAGGUGAUGUAGAUAGAGCAGGAGGUGAGACAGAGCUCCUUAUUCAGGAUGAGUGCACAGGAGCGAGGGAGAGCAGUGGGAUCUCUGAGAAAGAGAAGCUGAAAGAGAGAUGGAGAGAGGACAGAGGAGAAGAGAGAACACCAGAGAUGGAUGAGGAUGCUGAUGUGGACACUGCAGUGCAGGAAGAACAGAAUGAAAGAGUUGGAGAGCAGAUUGGGACCAGCAGAGUUCAGGGAAGUACAGAACCAGACAAUGAGGUGUCCAUGCAUCUCCCAUCCUCUCGUCCCUGUAGCCCCACUCACAACAUGCAGGAUUUUCAUUCAAAGCUGUCCAGCAGCCUGCCAAGGUCCAGCCCUCUACGAGCCAGCCCUGCCUAUGCCUUCAAGAAAGCUCAGAUGCUCCUGGGCACCAAGAAGAAGAAACAGUCUCGGUUUCGCAGCAUUAUUUCCGACAUCUUUGAUGGCUCCAUUCUGAGCCUGGUCCAGUGUUUGACAUGUGAUCGGGUGUCCACAACUGUCGAGACCUUUCAGGAUUUGUCUCUGCCAAUUCCAGGUAAAGAAGACCUGGCUAAACUUCACUCCUCUAUCCACCAGAGCACUCCAGCCAAGAUUGGAGUGUGUGCAGACACCUACGCUGCCCAGGGCUGGCUCUCCUACAUCAUGGAUUCGAUACGCAGGUUUGUAGUGUCCUGUAUCCCCAGCUGGUUUUGGGGUCCCAUGGUCACACUGGAGGACUGCCUCGCUGCCUUCUUUGCCGCUGAUGAACUGAAAGGAGAUAACAUGUACAGCUGUGAACGGUGUAAAAAGUUGAGAAAUGGUGUGAAAUACUGUAAAGUCCUACAGCUUCCAGAGAUUUUGUGCAUUCAUUUGAAGCGUUUCCGGCACGAGGUGAUGUACUCCUUUAAGAUCAGCAGCCAUGUGUCUUUCCCACUUGAGGGUUUGGACCUGCAGCCCUUCUUGGCCAAAGACAGCUCUUCUCAGAUUACUACUUAUGAUCUUCUUUCUGUCAUCUGCCACCACGGCACAGCCGGAAGUGGCCACUACAUAGCAUAUUGUCAGAAUGUUAUCAAUGGCCAGUGGUACGAGUUUGAUGAUCAGUAUGUAACGGAAGUCCAUGAGACCGUUGUGCAGAACGCAGAGGCCUAUGUCCUCUUUUACAGGAAGAACAGCGAGGAAUCAGUACGGGAACGGCAGAAAGUCAUAGCUCUGGCUAAUCUGAAGGAGCCUAGUCUUUUACAGUUCUACAUUUCCAGAGAAUGGCUCAACAAGUUCAACACAUUUACUGAACCAGGACCUAUCACAAAUCAUACCUUCCUUUGUCAGCAUGGAGGAAUCCCUCCUACCAAAUACCACUAUGUGGACGAUCUGGUGGUGAUUCUCCCUCAGAAUGUGUGGGAAUACCUUUAUAACAGGUUUGGAGGAGGUCCAGCUGUAAACCACCUGUAUGUGUGCACUAUCUGCCAAGUGGAGAUUGAGGCCUUAGCCAAACGUAGGAAAACUGAGAUUGACACCUUCAUCAAGCUCAAUAAGGAGUUCCAGGCUGAGGAGGCUCCAACAGUUAUUUUGUGUAUCAGCAUGCAAUGGUUCAGGGAAUGGGAAAACUUUGUCAAGGGUAAAGACAAUGAGCCUCCAGGACCAAUUGACAACAGCAAGAUUGCCGUGAUGAAGGGGGGGCAUGCACAGUUAAAGCACGGGGCUGAUUAUGGACAAAUCUCUGAGGAGACAUGGCAGUACUUGUUGGGAAUUUAUGGAGGCGGCCCUGAGAUUGCAGUGAGGCAAAACAUAAGUUCUGCUGAAUCAGAUACACACGGAGAGAGGAAGAUCGAGGCAGAAACUAGAGCACUCUGAGCAAGUGACAUCCUGAAUGGGGCCGAACAUUAUUUGCACCGUGUUUAUGCCUGCUUUCCUGUCAGCACUUUGUGAGCAUGCCUAAUGCUGUGGUCUGUUACUUCUGUACAACUUCAGUGUCUAGUAACACAUGGUUGGUAUACUAGAAGGUCUGCAUAGCAGGACAGUCAGGAACAGUGAGUCACUCAUUUCAUGAAGUUGGGAGACUGAGCCCAUUUCCCCUCUUCAGACCUCCUGCACUCACAUUUAACCAUUAUUUCUUCCAGAUGUCAGAUCAGACAUCUGCACUAUUGCACAGGUUCUCUCGAAUAAAAUACUAUCAAGUAAAAAGCUUACAUGCACUUUGUAGAAUAAACGCAAUGUCCUAGGUUUUAAAUAUUUAUUCCCAGCAGACACAUUUCUAACUGGGAUUCAUGCAUUACUUACUAUAGAUGGAUGAAGGCUACUGUACCAUAAAUCUCUACACACACACAACAAAUUCAUUCAAAGUGGAUUGAGUUUGCACCAAUACUGUAACCUUACACCCAAGCAGACUAAACCACGAUACACCCCUUAUCUUUGGUCUGUCCUCCACAUUGUUCUAAUGGCUGCUAAUGUUGUUAAAGGUGGUUAGUAGCCUUCUUUCCGUCUGAGUCAUAGCAAACCGUUUAGCGUUUAUUUCAGAACCACUUUUGACUUCCAUGUAAUGUGAUCAAAAUGAUCCUGACUCAUUUAAACUUUAAUGCUAUCAUGUCUGACACUAUUUGACGUAAUCUGUGUUUCAAGCUUGAUAGUGGGACUUUAAUUUCAUUAAAGGGGAACCAUGACAAUUACGACACAGAAAGUGAGGUCAUACCAUGAUGAGCCAGGCUUUGCUGGUUCAGUAAGAGACUGCUGUUCUUUGUUUGGUCUGGUAGCCAUUUUUUAUUAUGGUUAAAUUUCUAGACUUUAGACUGUCCUAUACUGUGUGUCAAUUGUGAGCGAUGGGUUAUGUCUCUGUUAUGUCAUUUGAACCAUCAAUGUACAUGUCAUAAAAAAAAAAAAAAAAAAAAUUAUGUAAAAAUGAAAGUUACAAAAAUUGUUACUGGCCUUUAUUUAUUUAUGUUUAUUUAUAUUUAGCUCCUGUUAAACUUCACCAGAGUAAACUGUUGACAGUAAAGGCAACAUUUUAACUUGUGUUUUUGGUUAAUUAUUGAGUUCAGGGCUUGUGCAAUGAAGGCAGUUUAAGGAGCCUUGACAAUGAAAAUGUUCUACUGUUCUAGGAAGGAUGGUGAAUAAAACGUACUACAUGUUGUUCUUAGUUGAGAUGAUGGCAACAUGCGGCAGUGGCCUUAACAUGCCAGCCUUUACUAUCGUAUCAUCUUAAUUCUGCCGUUGAUCCCAUCUACAUUUAAAACAUGCAUAUUUAAAUAUUAUAUCAUGGUCAGGUGAGAUGAUUGUUUCAUUAAGCACAAGCUCAGUCAGCUAAGCAAAGCUUGUUAACCUGAUCAGUGAAUGAAAAGUGUUCAGAACAAAGAACGAAUGUUUUGCUGAUUAUAUGAAUUGCGACUAUUUAAAAUGCCAAGCUUUAGUGCUUGUGUAACGGCUUUUCGACUCGGAGCGUGUAGAUGUCACUGACACAUGAACUAAUAAAGCCUGUUUUUUUUUCCA
Messenger RNA from Tachysurus vachellii, 4546 nucleotides. It is a transcript of the gene usp20, whose product is annotated as ubiquitin specific peptidase 20. Gene Ontology annotation, biological process: protein deubiquitination. The record is from RefSeq and is a predicted model, not a curated record. Lineage: Eukaryota; Metazoa; Chordata; Actinopteri; Siluriformes; Bagridae. Bases 179 to 2917 code for a protein of 912 amino acids. The transcript has 25 exons. Gene Ontology annotation, molecular function: cysteine-type deubiquitinase activity; zinc ion binding.